CAAGACCAGGUACCAGAAUAUCUUCCCGUUUGUGGGCGUACCCCAGGACAGAGACUGCUAUAAAUAUAGCGCACAUUUUCGCACUUUAGCGGUGAUCGACGCAAGCGAGAAAACAUUUUCUGUAUUACCACAAUUCAGCCGACUGUGUCGCGAUGAAGGCAACGAUCGUGGUUUUCGUUCUCGCCACGAUCACGGUACAAUGUUAUGCACAUAUGGUAGGCGGUUGGACCGAGCACAAUCCCUCGAGUGAUCCAAAAUAUUUGAAACUUGCCCACUUUGCGAUCGCUCAACAGACAGCUGGUCUCACCCAUUACAGUACAGUCCUGAGGCUCCUGAAAGUAGAGACACAGGUUGUCGCUGGAGUCAACUACAAGUUGAUAUUCGAGACUGCUCCAUCGAACUGUGCCAUCGCUGAUGGUCCAUAUUCUAUCGAACACUGCAAGCCUACAACUGAUCAGGCUUCAGCAGCCUGCACUGCAAUCAUCUACGAGCGUCCGUGGGAUAACUACAGGGAACUUACAUCCUUCAGGUGCCACAAGUGAAAUGCCUACCUGACCGAUACGAGGCCACCUAUAUGCUGCAAUAUUGCUUAUCUACAAGUGAUCAAAUUCAAAUUGAAGAUGUUACUUGCAUAUUAAUGAGGUGAAUGCGAGAAUAAAAAUAU
Molecule: messenger RNA, 664 nt
Organism: Dermacentor silvarum
Lineage: Eukaryota; Metazoa; Arthropoda; Arachnida; Ixodida; Ixodidae
Product: salivary cystatin-L2-like
Exons: 3
Coding region: 153-542 (129 amino acids)
Molecular function (GO): cysteine-type endopeptidase inhibitor activity
Source: RefSeq, a predicted model, not a curated record